AUGGACGUCGCCAGGACGAUGGCGCAGCAGCAUACAGACGAGAAAAAGAAGUACAAAGCAUGUGGUGAUAUUGUAGUACGUGUGGGAGAUGCAUCCACGGGCGUCGUGCAUGCAGUGACGCUGGUUUCUACCAAUGUCGUGGUUGAAGAGUUACGGGAAGAGCUGGAACGACUCAGUGGCGUUCCUACAGAUGAUCAGAUUUUACUUUGCGGUCCGCCUUUUGCUCGUUUAGACCCACGUCGUGCCGUAGAGUACUAUGGAUUACCAUCAGAGGACAAAAAGGUGUUUUUAUAUGACCGUCGACUGCUGUCACAAGACGCAGUCACGUCUCCAUCUGCAACAAGAGAUUUAACUCCAGUUUAUGUAGAAUUGCCAUCACAGCCAAUGGCUUCGUCAGAAGGUUCAAAGAUGCUUAGUGAAAGUUCACAUCCAAUGAUGAGAGCAUUGGUGGAGUAUGAAGGCUAUUUCCAGCUACAGGUCAGCCAGAGUGAAGCAUUGGAAAAUGGCACGCGUGCCAACAUUGCUGCAUGUGAGCGCAGUGCACAGGAAUUGCAGGUUCAGGAACAAGCUAUUGACGCAGCUGUUGCUAAUCUGGAUUUGUUCAAGACGUCAAUGAUGAAACACUUUUCUCCGUUUUGGGCGGAUUUUCAGGCAACAAGCGCCAAGAACGAACGUCUGUUGAGCCAGUUUGACAGCUAUCUUGACGCGUUGGCUACCGUGAAGCUUCAUCCUGCACUGACUACUGAAGAACGGAAGACGCUUUAUGAUUGUAUCCCUGUCGAGAAGGAACGUGCAUGGGCUGCGCAGUGUGAGCAGUCGCACACGCAUGUACAAGGACAGGUAUUAAAACUUCAAGAGGUUCACGACGAGAUUUGCAAGGAAGUCACCGAUAUGAUGGCUGUACACGCCGAAUCUAUUCGGGAGUACAAUGAAGCAAGUGCAGAAUUGGAACAGAUGAAAGCGUUGGGUAGCAAGCAAAUGAAUAUCACAAGUACCUUGCGUGGCAAUCUACAGUACGUGCUGAGCAGCAUUGAGGAAACGUCGACUUUAGCAAGCGGAAGUAAUCCUAUGCAGGCGUCUACGAAUGCUCUAGACGUGUGUCGGCGCAUUGAUAAAUUAUACCAAGGCCAACAAAAUAUGGUUCCUGAUGCACAGAAGCUUACUGAAGAUAGUGUGGCGCAAAUGAAUAAGAUAGCAUCCAGGAAAUCUACCACAUUCGCACGGGUGCACUCCGUCCUGCGCCAAGUUUCAAUCUCACAGUCAAAGAUUCGAGAUUUUGAGAAUUCAUUGUCUGUCUUUCGUGAAGCUCUAGCUGCUCAAAAGAAGCACUUUUACGAGCUUGAGCAUCUGGACAAACUGCCAGAAUCGUACUUGGCUUGUUUAAAGGAGAUCUCAAGGCGCCUCAAGUAUGGUCAUAUGUUCUCGGACCGAAUUCAGUCAAUGGCGGAAGAACUUGCUCAGCUGCGUGAGGAUGAAGUCCGACACCGUGAGGAGUUUUUGCGCAGCUACGGUCAGCACUUACCCCGUGAUUUUGUUGCAGGACUUGCAGAAAAGCCGUCUCAUUGUGAGUUCCGCAUGCGUCCAUUUGACCAGAGCCUUCCUCUUGUUGACGAUGAGAACGACCAAGGUUUUAAUCCGUACGAAGACAAGGAAGCUUUGGACAACUUUGUUGAUUGCGAGGAUCGUGGUAGUUUUUCUGAAUCGGCCACUAAUGUGGACCUCCACGGGUGCUACAAUGAAGUGGAGGCGCGAGUAAUAAAGCUCUCAACAGAGCUGGAACAGUCAAAGAAGAACUCGUACUAUGAUGGGUCUGGAAGCGAAUCAUUUGCCCGCUCAGACACAUCCAAGACUAGCGCACAAGAGGGAGACAGCUCGUGCGAAUUCCCGUUGGUAAUGGCGCUGGCAGCAACGGCGGGCGGCAUGACCAACUCCACGGAAGCUGAUCGGUCGAACCUACUUGACCAAGAAUUAGCCGCUGUGAGGCGAAACAUUGGAUCAGGUGCAGACAACAAGGACGCGACGAUUGCCAAGCUGGAGAGUGAAAACCAGCAGUUUUUGCUGAAUGCGGCGGCCUUUGAAGAAUAUCCUUUCCAACUGAUUGCUUGCAUGUGGGGUGAUAUUGCGUUUGACAUUUUCUAUGUUUCCUUAACCGGUGCGGCGCCUUUGUUGUUUGCUGUUGAUGUUUUUACGGAGAUUCAGGAGCGAUCGAAGCGUGAGAAGCAACUGAAGGACAACCAGUCCAAACUUCAGCAGACAAUUAAGGACUUGAGUAACAGUGUUCGAUCACAGCGGGCAUCGUUGGCCCAGCUGCUUGGGCUACUUGAGCCUCCCGACAUUGAGGACGAUAUCACGUUUGUAAACACUACCUAUGAUGUCAUUGAAAGGCGUGUGAAAGAGCUGCUAGCCAGCGCUGAGUCAGGAUUGGUGUUGCAGUCGGAAUUGGAGCAGCGGCGGUCCGACUUUCGCUUCCUGGAGUCCGAGCAGGACAUUAAUGACUCGUUUAAGAUUUCGUUUCGAAGCUUCAGUGUGGAUGAUCUGGCACUUUUCUUGCCGACUUCAGCGCCCGGAAGCGAUGCCCAGCGAGUGUAUUUGGCCUUCCAUCUGGGCUGUCCACACCGUUUUCUCUCGGAGGAAUCUAUCUCUUCUUUCAGCAACGACGGUCAGAGAUACCCAGACUACGUAGUGGGUCGCAUUGUACUAAUCGACGAGCAGACCGCGACGGAAGGCAACAAUCCGUACGCGCUGCAUCUUGGGACCAUGUUCUACGUCUUGACGGUUGCAAGCCUCCAUGAAAGCUAA
Molecule: messenger RNA, 2799 nt
Organism: Peronospora farinosa
Lineage: Eukaryota; Oomycota; Peronosporomycetes; Peronosporales; Peronosporaceae
Source: the annotation of a GenBank genome assembly